AUGUUGAUUCUGCAUUCGUCGAGGUUCAGAGAAAAAAAAUUCCGAACAAUGCCAACUGCAGAUCCUGAGACAUCUGAUCAAGACAGAGAACUGUUCGUUGAGGUUGAUCCAUCAGGAAGAUUUGGGAGAUACAGUGAUCUGUUAGGCGCUGGUGCAGUGAAGAAGGUGUACAGGGGAUUUGAUCAAGAAGAAGGAAGGGAUGUGGCAUGGAACCAAGUAAAACUAAGAAGCUUCGGUGGAGAUCCAUCUGUUCUCAAGAGACUCUUUUCAGAAAUCAAACUGUUACAGACAUUAGAGAAUGAAAACAUCAUUGUUCUUUACAGUUUCUGGAGGGAUACUAAAAACAGCACCUUGAACUUCAUCACAGAGGCAUGUGCUUCAGGUAAUUUAAGGGAUUACAGGAAGAAACACAGACGGGUUUCAUUGAAGGCAUUGAAGAAUUGGUCAAGACAGAUUUUGAGAGGCUUGGAGUAUCUUCAUAAUCAUGAGCCAUGUAUCAUUCAUAGAGAUCUUAAUUGCAGUAACAUCUUCAUCAAUGGAAACAUUGGAAAGGUCAAAAUCGGUGACCUAGGUUUAGCAGCAGUAGUAGGAAAAAACCACAACGCCCAUACACUACUAGGAACACCCGAGUACAUGGCUCCUGAGCUUUACGAAGAAGACUACAACGAAUUAGUUGACAUUUACUCAUUUGGCAUGUGUCUUCUAGAAAUGGCCACAAUGGAAAUACCUUAUAGCGAAUGCGACAGUAUUGCUAAAAUAUACCGAAAGGUUACAAGUGGUGUAAUGCCUCAAGCAUUUAACAAAGUAACCGAUCUUGAACUAAAAUCAUUCAUUGAAAGAUGCAUUGGUCAACCACGGGUCAGACCCUCAGCCUCGGAUCUCCUUAAGGAUCCGUUUCUUAUGGAGGCUAAUAGUGAAGAGAGUGAUUGUAGUGUUUGAUGUGACAUAGACUGUCUGUCGGGAUACAGUUUUACCUUUUUUUGUUAUAUAUGUUGUUAUGUUGUGUAUAUAUUAAGUAUAAUAUUGUGUUCUUUUAUUUUUUUUAUUUUUUAUUUUUUGUAUUGGAUUCACAUCCGAUUAGUUGUUUUAUGUUCGUGAGAAAGAAGGGUUUAAAAUGGUUUGAGGUUGAUUCAUGAAUGUAAUGAUUUUAUUAGAAAUUAGGGCUUAUAAAGUUGGGGUUUGUACUUGUAUUCAUUCAAGUUUCAAGUGCUUUUGAUUCUUAUAAAA
Lactuca virosa is the source of this 1227-nucleotide messenger RNA. The record is from the annotation of a GenBank genome assembly. Lineage: Eukaryota; Viridiplantae; Streptophyta; Magnoliopsida; Asterales; Asteraceae.